AUGAGUAUUAAACAAGCCUGCAUCUUUCUCAGGGGAGGAUCGAGGAGACAAACAAGGGCUCUUACAAACGAUGAGAUUGAAGAGUUACGUGAAGCUUUCGUAGAGUUUGAUAAAGACAAGGAUGGUUUCAUAUCCUGUAAAGACUUGGGGAACCUGAUGAGGACGAUGGGGUACAUGCCCACUGAAAUGGAGCUCAUUGAACUCAGUCAGAACAUCAACAUGAACUUGGGGGGACAUGUGGACUUUGAGGAUUUUGUGGAGCUAAUGACCCCCAAGCUCGUGGCUGAAACUGCAGGGAUGAUCGGGUUGAAGGAACUCAAAGACGCAUUUCGAGAGUUUGAUUUAGACGGUGACGGUAGUAUCACAUCUGAAGAGCUGAGACAUGCCAUGACAAAGUUACUAGGAGAGCAGACCUGCAAAAAAGAAAUCGAGGCGGUGGUCAGAGAAGCUGACAACAAUGGAGACGGAACAGUGGACUUUGAAGAGUUUGUGAAAAUGAUGUCUCAGAAAUGAGGACAAGGAUGAUUCUCGAUGAUCAUCGAAGAAGAAGUAUU
Molecule: messenger RNA, 554 nt
Organism: Trematomus bernacchii (emerald rockcod)
Lineage: Eukaryota; Metazoa; Chordata; Actinopteri; Perciformes; Nototheniidae
Gene: cabp5b
Product: calcium binding protein 5b
Exons: 6
Coding region: 1-513 (170 amino acids)
Molecular function (GO): calcium ion binding
Source: RefSeq, a predicted model, not a curated record